Molecule: messenger RNA, 698 nt
Organism: Anarrhichthys ocellatus (wolf-eel)
Lineage: Eukaryota; Metazoa; Chordata; Actinopteri; Perciformes; Anarhichadidae
Product: tetraspanin-7-like
Exons: 7
Cellular component (GO): plasma membrane
Source: RefSeq, a predicted model, not a curated record
ACCUGUAGGGGGCGCUGCUGGAUGUUAAGACUGUACGCAGUGUUUCUGUCUCUGGUCUUCAUGACCGAACUCAUCGCUGGAAUCUCUGGAUUCGUCUUUCGCCACGAGAUUAAAGAGACGUUCCUGACGACGUACAGCGAGGCCGUGAUGAGAUACGAUGGACGAGACGACAGGAGUCUGGCCGUGGACGGAGUUCAACGUAGAUUGCUGUGCUGUGGAGUCCAUAACUACACCAGUUGGUUGAGCUCUCUUUAUUUCCCCGUCGGAGGGAUUCCCUCCAGCUGCUGCGUCACUUUCUCCGACUGCAGCGCCGCCGACCUGAAGGACGCAACAAUGGCCGCUCGUAAAGUCCACAAACAGGGUUGUUAUGAGUUGGUGACGUCGGUCAUUGAGGGAAACUUAGGAAUCAUCGCUGGAGUGACGUUCGGAGUCGCCUUCUCUCAGCUGAUAGGAGUGUCUCUGGCCUGCUGCCUGUCUCGCUUCAUCAACGCCAACCAGUACGAGAUGGUGUGAGACAGAAGAGAGACGAGGUUCCCGCAUGAAGCUUCACCACCAAACACUAAAACUGAUCAAUAAUCAAUCACCUUCACCUCAUGGUACUCAGUAGUACUCAUAAGUACACAUAUUUGUACUUGUUUAUGAGUUUGUGUUGAUGCUGUGAAACAUCGUGUGGUGAGAAAAUAAAAGUCAAAAAGUCA